GGGGUUGUCUGUUCUUUGUGCCUGAAGAGGAUUGGUGAGCACUCGAGACAGUGGAUAUGGCUGGAGCCUCCGAUCGGAACUCAUCCUCUUUUCCAUAUAUGGGGCUGCUUGCGAAAGUUGCUGGAAACCCAGAGGCAUUUUAACGCGAUUUACAAACGGAUUUAUGUGCUGUAAAAAUCAUCUCACCAUAAAAGGGGAGAGAGCAGAGAGGGAGAGGCGGCGUAGAAGGCGGUGAAAGCACAUCUGGAACUCAAUCACUGAAGGAACAGCCGCAGUUAAAAAAGACAGAAAAAAAAAUCAACCACCCCUAGAGUCACAGGCUUCUUGAAAAUAAGGCAGGAAGUUUAAUUUGCCGCACGUCCCGGAGCAAGAGAUGGAGAUGCUUCGACGUUCCUCCGUCUUUGCUGCUGAAGUGAUGGAUGUUUUUGACCGCUUUCCCCCUGAGAAAGAGCUCAUUUCUCAAGCGAAAGCGCUGUGCCGAGAUUACAUCCAUUCCCGCCUGAUCAGAGCUGGUAUCGUCUGGAGUAAACCAGAGCCUGCAGUUUCUAGUCCAGCGAGCAAACUUACUGAGGUUUCAGCCGCACUUCUUCACUUGGGUGAUGAGUUGGAGUACAUCAGACCAAAUGUCUACAGGAACAUUGCCAAACAGUUGAAUAUCUCAGUCAGUUCUGAAAGCAUCGUGUCUGAUGCAUUCCUGGCUGUUGCCACUGAGCUUUUCUCUGCAGGUAUAACCUGGGGGAAAGUAGUAGCUCUGUACGCUGUAGCUGGAGGACUGGCCGUUGACUGUGUGAAACAGGGACAGCCUGCCAUGGUACACACAAUAGUCGAUUGCUUAGGAGAGUUUGUCCGGAAAACAUUGGUGACGUGGCUCAGGAGACGAGGUGGCUGGGCUGACAUUACAAAAUCCGUGGUUAACAAUGAUUCCAGUAUCCGGGAUCAUUGGCUUGUCUCCUUCCUCUGCACCUGUGGACACUUCCUCAAAGCAAUCUUCUUUUUCUUUCUGCGGGAGCGAUGAUUCUAGCUGGGACAAGGCCACCGUUUGCUGUCCUUUUCAAAUGUAACACCUAAUUAAUAACACACCUGAAUUAGCAGUAGCAAUUGGAAGCAAAUUCUACACUUGGCAGAAUGGAACAUGAAUCCUUUCAGUCCUUGGCUGAACAGGGAACAUGUAAAUAAUACAGUGGAAACUUUUACAUCAGAAUUCUACUGACAUUUUAAUCAACGGUUUUAAUUUCUAAAUGCGUAAAGUUUGAUCUCAGAGAUGUUAAUAGUUUAACGCAGCUGUGCCAGCUGGUCUGCAAGUGAACCAUUUCGUUUUAAAGGGGUGGCUACUUUGAAGAAUCCAAGAAUGAGCAGCUGUGAAUGUAUGGUAUCAUUUCUUUUUAAGCAGUCGUUCUCAUAGCUCCAUCUUUGAUUGUACAGACUAGCUGCACCAAACAGAAAUUCAAUUUGUUAACAUGAAAUCCAAAAAAAACUAGUCAAUUAAAUUUUAAGGAUGAGGAGUAACCUGGGUAUUUACAAACAGUUGGUUUUAUUUGUAUAUCCAUUUAAUCCAUUUGUACAUAGAGACCUGUCCAGACUAAUGAUAAUGAUGCGGGUAAUUUUUCCAGCACCAACCUUUAGUGUUCUGUCGAUCUUAGUAAUUUCAUUGAAUGGAUUAAUGCAAUUCAAAAACUAUGCUUUUAUUUCCUUAACUUCCCUUCAAGGAUAAAUACGAAUGUGACCUGGCCCAAGGGGCUCAAUGUUCUUCUCGUUAAGGUUUUGCUAGAGUCACUGCCAGCAACAUAGGCAUCUGCAAUUCCAAUUCUGCACCGAACAAAUGGCCUGAGGUUGCCUGGCUGGUGUCUGCUGCUCACCAGUCUCAUUUAUCUGAAGCCACGGUAUCAGAUGCUUUUCAAAUAAAUAAUUGUUAAGACUUUCUCAAACUUCAACUCCUGACACUCUGAAUUACCAGGGACCUCCUUGUCCUCAGGAAUGCAUGGCAUUAACUAACUGAGAGAAGGUCAUCAGAUGAGCAUGAGGUGAACAAGUUUGAUCUAUGCCAAAAACAAAGAUUGUUUAGAACUUAUAAUGAAGACAGAAAUAACACUCCUGAAUAACAAUAUAACUGUUACAGAUUGGGAUGUAUUCCAACUCUUUCAACUUUCAAUUCACAGUGCCUGUUCAAAGUCUGAAUUUUCCUGCCUCAUGGAAAGAGGUCUGAUAACAAUGGGAAGUGAUCCCACAUUGUUAUUUUCUUUCGGAGGCGAAGCUAGAACCCUGCAUUGGGUGUCCAGUUACAGAGAGCAUUCUUCAAUAAGAUAGUAAUGAGUUGAUGAAAUAACAUCACUUUUUCUUCUGUAUGUAGUGAAAAUAAAUGAAAGUAUUUUAAAACAUUCCAAACCAUUA
Messenger RNA from Stegostoma tigrinum, 2388 nucleotides. RefSeq names its product bcl-2-related ovarian killer protein-like. Lineage: Eukaryota; Metazoa; Chordata; Chondrichthyes; Orectolobiformes; Stegostomatidae. Gene Ontology annotation, cellular component: mitochondrial outer membrane. The coding region runs from base 374 to 1015 and encodes 213 amino acids. The record is from RefSeq and is a predicted model, not a curated record. The transcript is spliced from 5 exons. Gene Ontology annotation, molecular function: protein homodimerization activity; protein heterodimerization activity. Gene Ontology annotation, biological process: intrinsic apoptotic signaling pathway in response to DNA damage; regulation of apoptotic process; extrinsic apoptotic signaling pathway in absence of ligand.